Messenger RNA from Orcinus orca (killer whale), 5239 nucleotides. RefSeq names its product sphingosine-1-phosphate lyase 1 (gene SGPL1). Gene Ontology annotation, biological process: carboxylic acid metabolic process; sphingolipid catabolic process. The coding region runs from base 177 to 1883 and encodes 568 amino acids. Lineage: Eukaryota; Metazoa; Chordata; Mammalia; Artiodactyla; Delphinidae. Gene Ontology annotation, cellular component: endoplasmic reticulum. The transcript has 15 exons. The record is from RefSeq and is a predicted model, not a curated record. Gene Ontology annotation, molecular function: sphinganine-1-phosphate aldolase activity; pyridoxal phosphate binding.
GGCGGCAGCAGCGGUAGCAGUAGACGCCGCCUGGGGAGCUUUCGCCCAGCGGCCCGCGAGUCGGUUUCGCGGUGAAGAGGAGCAGGGCCGGCGAGACAGUGUCCGAGGGAAGGAGCGCAGAAGCUGCUCCCGGCUGAGGAGAGGGGAGGCACUGAAAGGACGCCUGGAAGAGGAAGAUGCCGAGUACGGACCUUCUGAUGUUGAAGGCCUUUGAGCCCUACCUCGAGAUUUUGGAAGUGUAUUCCACAAAGGCCAAGAAUUAUGUAAACGGGCAUUGCAGCAAGUAUGAGCCCUGGCAGCUAAUUGCAUGGAGUGUCGUGUGGACUCUGCUGAUAGUCUGGGUAUACGAGUUUAUCUUCCAGCCAGAGAGUUUAUGGUCAAGGUUUAAAAAGAGAUGUUUUAAGCUUAUCCGGAAGAUGCCUAUUAUUGGUCGUAAGAUCCAAGAUAAGUUGAACAAGACCAAGGAAGAUAUUAGCAAGAAUAUGUCAUUCCUGAAAGUGGACAAAGAUUACGUGAAAGCCCUGCCCUCUCAAGGAAUGAGCCCGGCUGCAGUUCUGGAGAAGCUCAAAGAAUACAGCUCUAUGGAUGUCUUGUGGCAAGAAGGGAAGGCCUCCGGAGCGGUGUACAGUGGGGAGAAGGAGCUCACUGAACUCCUUGUGAAGGCUUAUGGAGAUUUUGCAUGGAGUAAUCCGCUGCAUCCAGAUAUCUUCCCAGGACUACGUAAGAUAGAAGCAGAGAUUGUGAGGAUGGCUUGUUCCCUAUUCAAUGGGGGACCAGAUUCCUGUGGAUGUGUGACCUCCGGGGGGACAGAAAGUAUUCUGAUGGCCUGUAAAGCUUAUCGGGAACUGGCCUUCGAGAAUGGGAUCAAAACUCCAGAAAUUGUAGCCCCCCAGAGUGCCCAUGCUGCAUUUGACAAAGCAGCCAACUAUUUUGGGAUGAAGAUUAAACGGGUUCCACUGAACAAAAUGAUGGAGGUGGAUGUUCAGGCCAUGCGAAGAGCCAUCUCCAGGAACACUGCCAUGCUCGUGUGUUCUGCCCCGCAGUUUCCUCACGGUGUGAUAGAUCCUGUCCCUGAGGUGGCCAAGCUGGCUGUCAAAUACAAAAUACCUCUUCACGUGGACGCUUGUCUGGGGGGCUUCCUCAUCGUCUUUAUGGAGAAAGCCGGAUACCCACUGGAGCACCCAUUUGAUUUCCGGGUGAAAGGUGUGACCAGCAUUUCAGCUGAUACUCAUAAGUACGGCUACGCUCCCAAGGGCUCUUCGGUGGUGUUAUACUCUGACAAGAAGUACAGGCACUAUCAGUUCUUCGUUGACACAGAUUGGCAGGGCGGCAUCUACGCUUCCCCAACCAUUGCGGGCUCACGGCCUGGUGGCAUCAGUGCAGCCUGUUGGGCCGCCCUGAUGUACUUCGGUGAGAGCGGCUACGUUGAAGCUACCAAGCAGAUCAUCAAAACCACUCGCUUCCUCAAGUCAGAGCUGGAAAAUAUCAAAGGCAUCUUUGUUUUUGGGAAUCCUCAAUUGUCAGUCAUUGCUCUGGGCUCCCAUGAUUUUGACAUCUACCGACUAUUCAACCUGAUGAAUGCCAAGGGCUGGAGCUUGAACCAGUUGCAGUUCCCACCCAGCAUUCAUUUCUGCAUCACACUGGUACACACCCGUAAGCAAGUAGCGACACAGUUCCUAAAGGACAUCCGGGAAUCCGUCACUCAAAUCAUGAAGAAUCCGAAAGCAAAGACCACAGGAAUGGGUGCGAUCUACGGCAUGGCCCAGGCUACAGUCGACAGGAACCUGGUGGCAGAAUUGUCCUCCGUCUUCUUGGACAGCCUUUUCAGCACAGACACUGUAACUCAGGGCAGCCAGAUGAAUGGUUCUCCAAAACCCCGCUGAGCUGGGAUCCUCCGUGGCCCCAAGGUGCAUCUGGCCUUCAGAAGGUUCUCGGGGUGUGGGACGGGCCACGUGGUUUCAACAUCUGGUCUUUGCUCCGUAGAGCACAACGCGGCAGACCAUGAGACAGACUGAUCCUCAGGAUUCUUGUUCCUGUCCCUUUGUGGUUUUUAACGUGAAGACUCUAAAGGAUUCCGUGACGUCAUUAUUUUGCCCUUGUUCUAAAUGUUACCCUGGGAAUUGUUUUAACCAUUUCCUUCUCUAACCUCUCUUGCUUUCAGCUUCACUUAAUUACAGUGUGGCAGCUCUGACCUGUCCUGACUCCUUAGGGAAGGUGGGCUACAGUUUACGAGAUAGGAAAAGGCUUGCUUUGUUACCUCAGGCAGGUGAGCUAGUCAGACGGGAAGUGUUCCAUAACCGAUGUUUCCUUCAGUGGGGGUGAGGUCUGCUCUAAGCAGGAGGCUUUUCCAGUCCUCCUCUGUGAGUGGUUAGCUGUCUCAGGGUCCCUUCUGUUGCAGCUUGUGUUGUCUCCUGAGGACACAGGUUGACCAGCCAUCGUUCUUGCUAUGCGGGGCCGGCGCGGUCCAGCAGAUCUGCUCAGUCCACCACGGCAGGGUCUGGAGCAGUCGCUGGUCCUCGGCGGUGCCUGCAGUUCCCACUUGAUACUUGGUUGUCGUCAUCUUUGAAGACUGUUGUUGGAAAUUAUGCUCCCACUGGUUUGUUCCUGUUUCCAUGGACGAGGAAAAGAAUUCGGUUUCAGAGAAUCUAGGGCCUUCUGGGGCUGCCUCCCUGAACUGGCAGCGUUGGGGCACACCUGAACUCUCUGCUGGGCCCUUUUCUAUACUUUCCUGAGGAUCGGGGUGGGAUGGGCACCCAAAUUCAAAUGUGUCACCAGAGUGGGCAGCAGUCCUCCCCUCCCUGCUGCUCUAAGCCGUCAAGCAUGUUUGCUUGCCUGAAGGACAGCUCAAAGCACCUUCACAAAUUGCCUCGACUUACCCAAGGUGGGCAUGAGAGAGCCCCCAAGGCAGGGAAAAUCUCUCUCCAUUCUGUGUUCUUCCUGCCUCUUCCCCCUUUAUUCAGCUCCCAAAGGUACGACGGCAGUUAAGCCUCAGGUACUGCAAGCUCCUCGGCCCUGGCUAGGAUGAGGUAAACCUUCUGGAAUAGGAAGACAUGAUGGCAAGUGUCAGUUGUGGCCCAGGGCCUGGGAUUCCUUCGUCAGACUAGUUGCUCAGGGUGGCGCAGGGACAGGACCCAACCCUGCGCCCGCUCCCCACGCUCCGCCUCCCGCACGGGGCCCUGAUCUAGGCUGAGCCGCAGUCCUGCUCUCAUGCUGACACCCCAUGUGCCUUCUUCCUCAGCGGGGCCGGGCUACUCCUGACCCGGGCCGAGGGCAACUGGAUUGGUCCUUGAGGCUUUCACCUGGGUAGGGGUAAGUCAGGAGGAACUUUCCUUUGUCCCCUACCCCUCUCAGGGACUCCUGAAUAUUCAGCCUCUUCAGGCUGGACUCCUCUAGCCUUCUUCGCUGGGAACGCCGGCCGGGAGAGCCAUGAUGCCUGGACUUCCCGCCGGCUCCUUGGCACGGUUGUCUGAAGUGUUCUUUAGCUCUGUACUUCCUCCACACUAACUGUGACCAGCUGGCCAUGUCGUUGCAAGGCUGGUGUGGUGUCUUUCAUCCUGUCUUCUGUGGGUUCCAAGGAUGGUUGGGUUAUGUUUCUCUUAGAGGCUCAGAUCCUUCGGAUGUGAGAGUCACGUUCCCCCUGGUGGCUGAACUGCUGGGCACCUCCUGAGAGAGAGACUGUGCAUGAACCGUCCCUGGAUCUCCAGUGUGUGCAGGUUGGAUAGAGGAAGUCCAGGGGCCCAGGACCACCCGGCAGGCACCACUGUGGUUUGUCAGCUGCUAAAAUGGAGAAGCACGUGUCCUGCAGAGUAUGCUGUUGCUUCCGGUGUCUCCCAGGACCUUCCUCUGUGCUGUGACAUUGCUUGUUGCCACUUUAGGUUAUGGUCACGAGCAUUAGUCUGACCCACCACUUGUGGGCUUUCUAUUCUGUACACCUGUGCACGAGUAACAGUCUGGCAGUGGUGGGUGGAAUGUCUUGAUGACGUCUUGUUGCUAGCAGGUGACACAUCGGCCUCUGCAAAAACUGUACUCUCUUUUCUGGGUUAGAAUUAAGUAGUCGCAUGAAUAUACUGCCAUGUCACUUUUAACAUGACCAGUUUUAUACCUGGAAAACGGUACUGGCCUCUUUUAGAUCUUUUCAGUCUUUAACCUCCCCCUUUUCCAUCUCAAGGCUCCCUUCCUAAUUGCAGCAAUAAUCACUUAAGAAGCAGUUAAUAAAAUGUCCCCAGUUUUAAUCAUUGUGGAUGACUAUAUUCGUUUGUCUAUUUAGGCACACAGGGAAGACACCUACUGGGGUGGUGGCGGCUGGUGAGAAGCGCCCCUUUGUGUCAAAAUGGUUGUGUGUGACCACUGACACCAGAACCAGUUCAGACAUGGACGAGCGGCAGUUCUGCUCAGUUCCAAGCACCUUCCUGGUAGCUCCACCAGGAGUGGUGGCCACACCUGUUUAAAGGUCUGGAACUCACAUCUUCAGUUCCUCAGGGCCAGGGCCUUCUCGUAAGUUUUCAGUCACCUCCCUCAUCCACACCUGCUUACAUCUUACUGAUGGAUUGAGCCAUCUGGGGUGGUCUCCACCCAGCUGGGCAGUGUGGAUCCAUUUCACCAAAGGACACUGAUUUCAAGCCCUACAUUUGGUUUGGGAGCUGAUGGAACUCCUCAGAUAUCUGCACACGUAACCACUGGGCCUCUUGUCCCAUUAUGAAUAGGAAGUGAGAAGUCUUUCUGAAGGGUUAUUCAGGCUCUGAAGUUCUGUCCUUCAGGUAACCCAGCUUUUCAUUCUGGCUCUCAGCCCAUUCACACUGCCAGAAUCAAGCCAAGGAAUACCGCCUUUGCCAUAUGGUUUCUGCCAAAGGACUUGGUUCCCUGAGCCCCUACUUGCUUUGGGGUAAAGCCUAGAGAAAGCCAGGAUAUGUUUGGUGAGGAGGCGUGGUCCACCCAAGAAGUGGUGUCCUGAUGCUCACAGCUGUGGGCCCCUUUGCCUUCUCUGUGGGUCUUGACAGCAACAAGCUGCUUUUAGCUAGACCCAGGACUGACAGAAGUAAUGACAGAGGCCUAACUUGGUAGCCACCAGCUAUAGCCUGUAAGCAGAAGGCAUGUGUUUGAGAGCCUUUUCUUGAGCUGGAGUUGUAAUUGCCUUACUUUUUCUUGUGUUUUCUUUGGUCCAUAAUAGCUCCUUAACAUCCUCCGCUAUAAUUUCAAUUAUUUGCAUUAAUUUUAGAAUAAACAUGUUUAUUUCCAAAAA